Molecule: messenger RNA, 1776 nt
Organism: Condylostylus longicornis
Lineage: Eukaryota; Metazoa; Arthropoda; Insecta; Diptera; Dolichopodidae
Exons: 2
Coding region: 1-1776 (591 amino acids)
Biological process (GO): DNA replication
Molecular function (GO): DNA binding; nucleotide binding; DNA-directed DNA polymerase activity
Source: RefSeq, a predicted model, not a curated record
AUGUGUGGAGGACGCUGUAAAUGUUGUCAGCAAUCACCUGCUUGCAAAAACGUUAUUGAAAAUAUAUCCUGUUUAACAUGUAAACGGACAUUUAAAGGUUUAAGAUGUUUUGAAAAUCAUGUAACUAAAAAUAUUUGUAUAAAUUUGCGUAAAUGCUUAACAUGCUUUAAGAAUUAUUCUACUAAAUAUGGAACACAUAAAUGCAACACAAAAGUAUGCAAGAAUUGCCUAAAACAAGUAGAACAAAAUCAUGUUUGCUACAUUACAGUUAACAAACAAAAACCUAACAUAGAUAAUUUUGUUAAUUUAAAGAAAGGAUAUUUUCCUCACUUAUUCAAUACAGAAAAAAACAAAGAAUACGUUGGACCAUUACCACCACAUGAAUACUACAAUCCAAACUUAAUGUCAAAACCAGAACGAUUAAUUUUCUUUAAAUGGUACGAUGAAAAUAAAAAUACCGAAUUUAACAUGCGAAAGGAGAUUGUAGAAUACUGUAAAAACGACGUAAUUAUUUUAACGAAAGCUUGUUUAAAGUUUAGAAAUAUUAUGCUAAAAGAUAACAAUGUAUGUCCGUUUACUGAGGCUACAACCAUUGCAUCAACUUGCAAUUUGAUUUUUCGACGGAACUUUCUUAAAGCUGAAACAAUAGGACUAAUACCAAAAAAUGGAUAUAGAUUUACAGAUAUCCAAUCAAAAAUAGCUUUACAAUGGUUAAUUUGGGAAGAAGACCAGCGAAAAAUUAAUAUCCAACAUGCCGGUAAACAAAAAGAAGCUAUCAUAAAUAAUUUAAAAGUAGAUGGAUUUUGUGAAGAGACCAAUCAAGUUUUUGAAUUUCAUGGAUGCUACUAUCAUGGACAUCCAAAAGAACAAUUGAUUGAUAACCCAGAUAUGUUUUAUUUAAACGAUCAUCCUAUUUUAAUAAAUCUUAAACUUGAUCCUCGGGACUCUUUCUUUGGUGGACGAACUGAAAAUAUAGUUACUUACUACAAAGCUAUGGAAAAUGAAAAAAUUAAAUAUAUUGACGUUUGUUCUCUUUAUCCUUAUGUUUGUAAAUAUGGUAAAUUUCCCAUCGGACACCCAGAGUUUAUUGUUGGAAACGAUGAAUGCAUGAAACAAAAUUUGAAAACUACAGACGGAUUAAUAAAGUGCUCCAUUCUUCCUCCAACAGACUUAUUUAUCCCAGUACUUCCAAUAAAACAAAACAAUAAACUAAUCUUUACUCUUUGCUUUACAUGUAGUGAAGAAAAAAAUAUGGACGAUUGUACACAUGCUGACAACAAAAGGACAUUGAAUGGUACUUGGGUUAUAGAUGAAGUGGUGAAAGCUUUAACAAAGGGAUACAAAAUAAUAGAAAUUCACGAGAUUUGGAAAUAUUCAGUCCAGCAAUAUGAUAAAACUUCAUCUAAACCUGGGUUAUUUACUGAUAUAAUGGAUAAAUUUUUAAAAAUAAAACAAGAAUCAUCAGACUGGCCUAAAACGUGUGUUAAUAAAGAAUUGAAACAGCAAUACAUAGAAGACUUCUUCGAAAGGGAAAACAUAAAAUUAGACGAAAAUAAAAUAUGUGCAAAUCCUGGAAAAAGAUCAGUUGCAAAACUUAUAUUAAAUUCAUUUUGGGGUAAAUUUGGACAAAAAGAAAACCAAACACAGACAGAAAUAAUUAAGACUCCAGCUAAUUUUUAUACACUAAUGACUGAUCCAAACAAGGAAGUUCAUCAUAUAUUGAUUAUAAACGAUGAGACUUUGGUUGUUAAUUGGAAGUUUAAGCAUGAUGAAUAA